Messenger RNA from Suillus bovinus, 1994 nucleotides. RefSeq names its product WD40-repeat-containing domain protein. Gene Ontology annotation, biological process: regulation of DNA damage checkpoint. The record is from RefSeq and is a predicted model, not a curated record. NCBI's taxonomy places the organism in Eukaryota, Fungi, Basidiomycota, Agaricomycetes, Boletales, Suillaceae. The coding region runs from base 37 to 1647 and encodes 536 amino acids. The transcript is spliced from 11 exons. Gene Ontology annotation, cellular component: nucleus. Gene Ontology annotation, molecular function: protein binding; DNA binding.
GUCUCACCGAUCUUGUCUUCAAUUACUUACCUAUCAAUGUCCGAGUUAACAGCAUAUGAACUUGAGCGUGAAGCCAACAUCGUGCGCAACCGCGCGCUCCUUGAGGAGCUUGAUCUCAAGGAUGCCGUCACUCAACUCGGCAUUCCGCUCAAGCCCAAGCCUGCCACCAGAACGAGAGCGAAGCCUAUCCAACCUGCGAAGACAGUGAAACGAGCGCGCGAAGUUGUAGAGGCGCCUCGUAGGCAGAGUGCACGUCUCAAGAAAGAGGUCGUGGAUCCAAAUGAAACUGCUGCCCAGAAGAAGCAGCGGGAGGAAGAACAAAAGAAAAGACGCCAAAUCGAAGAGCAAGAACGCCUCGAGGCUGAGGAGAAAGCUCGUCUUGCAAAACGCCCCAGACAUCAAGAACUGGAUCUUACUACGUUAGGGGAAAAACUAGAGGAGCCAGAACUCAGCUCACUCCGAUCGUCUUUGCAAGCUGUCACAAAUGUCCCAUUACCAAAACGCACCGCAGAUGCGGAUGCAUUUGUAUUCGAUGAAGACCGGAAGGAUGAAGAUGAAGUCAAAGAAUUGAGAGAAAAACUUCAGAAGCUGAGGGUAGUGUCUCGUGCCAAGGUGACUGUAGACAGAGUCUACAGCGCUGCCUACCACCCUGAUGCUACCAAGGAUCUAGUGUUCUUUGGAGACAAGCACGGUCAAAUUGGAAUAUGGGAUGCCAGAGCUCCCGUAGAUGAGGUUGAAGAUGAAGACGGCGACAUCUCUGCAGACCAUAGAGAGGGCGGGAAACAUUGGCGCCUCCAGUGUCACUGGCCAGCUUCUUCGACAUCGUCAAUAUCUUCCCUAAAAUUCGACCCGGUUGAUGCGCAUAGUCUAUUUACGACCUCAUACGAUGGCACAAUACGCCGAUUUUCUUUCGUCUCUGGGAUUUCGCAAGAGAUAUUCUCUUCAGAAUACCUCAUCACAAGCAUAGACCUUCCAGUCGGUGGCCACGAAAUGUGGAUAUCCGACGAUUCCGGCGGCCUUACCCACCUUGAUCUCAGGGAACCCAAAGACAAAGCCUGUUGGUAUGGUCUGUCAACUGCAAAAAUUGGCACCGUUAGCAUUAACCCGACAAGUCCGCAUUUCUUGCUCACGGCGUCGAACAGCCGUGAAUUGAAACUUGGCCCAUUCAAAGAAGGAAAGGGUGUUGUUCGCGGUAUAUUCCAACAUGGAAAAUCGGUGAGCUCAGCAUAUUGGGACCCGAGAGGGAGAAGCAUCGUCAGUACGAGCUAUGACGAUGUAAUCAGACAAACUGACGGGUUUACAGUAUGGGAUUUGGAUGUUGCGAAGUACAGUUCAUCACCCGCUUUCCCCUCCUUCACGCCAUUCCGCGGGAUGAAACACAACUGUCAGACAGGCAAAUGGGUGACUAUCCUUCGUGCGGUCUGGAAUCCCAACCCAGACGUGUUCCCCCACUUCACAAUCGGGAAUAUGAAUCACACUGUGGACAUAUAUUCAUGCAAGGGACACUUGAUUGCAAGACUCAAAGACAGUCGAAUUACUGCUACACAAGCUGUAACAUGUUCCCCACCAAGCGUUGUCGAAAGAUGUGCAACAGGAAACGCAAGUGGGCUUGUUUGUGUACUCUGGGCACCACCAGAUGUAGAGUGACAGUAUCUAGUUCACCCCGUUGUAUGCCAUUUACUCCUUUUAUAGCACCUAGGUGAAUCAAUUCUGUCACUGCAAAUGGUGAAAGCCCAUCUGCCCUGGGGUUACGAAUAUCGGGAAGUGUCUAACCAUUUGGGUUUCAAAGAGAUGUCUCACAGUCGCCUACUUCAGUAACUCGUAAGGCAUCUAAAGUUGAAGGCAGGCGUUGUGCCAGGCUUCAGAAGGCGUCAAUGUAGGCCCUUUUUACUCCCGACUUUCUCCUCUUUGCACCUCCCUCAAGGACUAUCACAGAAACGAACACCCGAAGCUGCCCGACACUUGUAUGUACUCGAAUAAUCUUCUGCGUCAGG